Messenger RNA from Aspergillus terreus NIH2624, 2103 nucleotides. RefSeq names its product putative C6 finger domain protein. Gene Ontology annotation, molecular function: zinc ion binding; DNA-binding transcription factor activity, RNA polymerase II-specific. Lineage: Eukaryota; Fungi; Ascomycota; Eurotiomycetes; Eurotiales; Aspergillaceae. The transcript has 7 exons. The record is from RefSeq and is a predicted model, not a curated record. Gene Ontology annotation, biological process: regulation of DNA-templated transcription. The coding region runs from base 1 to 2103 and encodes 700 amino acids.
AUGAGCAAGCGUUCGUUCGACGACGCCUUAUCCCCCAGCGGUGCUCAGCCGGAGCAUAUCGAUAACGCUCCCAGCAACGGCCUGCUGCCCAUCAAUGACCUUCUGUCUCCCAGCCACGAUCUGCAGCAGACGUCUGGACCGGCGAAGAAGCCGCGGAACUUCAUUGCCACUGUGGCUUGCGAGACGUGUCGUCUGAAAAAGACCAGAUGCGACGAGUCGCGGCCGAAAUGUGGCUUGUGCAAGUCGCUGGGUCUGGAAUGCGUCUACAAUGAGCGCAAAUCGUCCAAACGCGAUCAUUCGCUCAGUCUGAUCAUGAGCACGCUCCACCGGCUGGAGACCAAACUGGAGAAUCUCCCGUCGACCAUCGCCGGUGAUAUCCAGUCUCUGCAGAGACAGAUGGUCGCAGCCGUCGACGGCCCGGCGGAGACGACCAGUACCCCGGGGCCGGGCAGUCAGGCCUUCAGCAAACGCACGCCGGUCACGCAUGCAUCCUUGCAGAACCUGACGCCUGCAGCCGGGGAGCUGGAUGAUUUCGAGAUUGGCGAGCGUCCUGAUGCGACGAAUGCGAAUGGUCAGAUUUCGAUAUCGUUCAGCCAACACGGCGUGAUUCUCUGGCCCGGGGCGCGGGAGAUCCUCCCCAAGAGGCUCCUCGAUGCGCACGAAAGUCUCGGGAAGAACUAUGUUAUCGAGCUGGAGACGAAACGGCCCCAGCUGCCCAUGUACUCGUGUCCGUUUCCGCCGCAAGCCGGGGACGACUGGCUAGACGCGCUGCCGUUGGGCGUGGUCAAGGGUCUCUCGGACGCUUUCUUCGCUACCUUCAACCCGUUUACGCCGAUCAUGGAUAAGAACUUCUACCUCGCGUCUACUUUAGGGGCUGCGUUCGAGUUCGGCUACAACAUGGAUAGCUGUUUGGUGCUCAAUGUUAUGGCCCUGGGUUGUCUUGCAGUUCAUGCCCAUCGAGAGGGAAACUAUCCCCUACCCGGCACCCGGAACAACCGGUUCGAGCCUCCAGAAUGGAUCGAUGUCAUAUAUGAAGAUCCACCGGGGUUGCGAUUCUUCAACGAGGCCCGACGACGCAUCGGGUUCUUGAUGUGCGAAAACGAUCUUCCAAGCUGUCAAUUCUAUCUGCUAUCAUUUGUUUAUUACAGCCAGAUUCUUCGUCCGAUGGAUUCGUGGUCCAUGAUUCAUCGGGCUGCGACUUGUUGUCUCCAAAUGCUCACCAACCACGACGUCAACUUUGAUGAAUGGGAGGGCGAUAUGAAGUCCCGCGCGUACUGGAAUUGUCUCAUGAACGAGACCAUUCUCGUACAGGAGCUGCACGUCCCUCCCAGCGGGCUCUCCCGGCUCGAAGAGUUUGUGCCCAUCCCCAAGUUCAUUCCGUUUGAACACGCUUUCGUGCGGACCUCGUCGACCGAAGAUAUCGACGAUUCCUUCUUCCAAUACCACUUCCUGGCGCAGGUCGCUCACCGCAUCAUCCUCACUCGCAUCCGCCAUUCCCUGUACUUUUACUCCGACUCAGGGACCUUCCCUCUCCCAGCAAUCAAUAUCGAACUCCACCACCAGCUAGACCAGUGGCGCCUCAAUCUACCCCCAGCCAUCCAAUUCCCCGACACUUUGCCCUCCACCCCUGCAGACAUCAGCGCCGCCGCAUCCCCCAUGUCCCCGAUGCCUCUCGACCCUAACCGCCCGCUCACCCCGGCAACCGCUGUCUCUGAAGCCAUGCUCCGCGGCCGCUUCAUGAUCGCCAAAUUCCACAUCGGCCGGCCGUACCUGUACAAAGCGCUGCGUAUCCCGGGCUCGCUCAGCGACGAGGACCUGGAGCAGAUGCGCAGCGGUCUGCGGAACGCCAUGAACUGGCCCGUUGUGGGAGGCAUUUUCCGAAGGAUGAAGAGCUGCAUCCCGAUCAAGUUUGCCUUUUGCUCACAAUUUUUCGGCCAAAUCCUUCUCUUCUAUUGUGUCUCGCACUCGCCGGAUGCCCGGCUGCGGAGCGCACUCCCUACCGGGUGGGAGCGGUGGAACCGCGAAAUGCUCCAGUUCUUGGAGGACUGCGCGCCGUAUAGUCCUGCUGUUGCGCAGGACUUGGAGUUGUUGCGCUUGUUAUGA